UUCGUUGAGGGUAAGUGUUAUUUGUCUUAUACUCUGCAUGAUGACUGCAUGAAUGUGCAUGCCACCGUUUGCAUUGUUUGCUUAACAGGUUUUUGAACAAAAUUAUUUAUUUAGGAUCAAAGCUGUUUGAUAGUUGCUGACAGAUCCAAUUGAGAGAAGUUCUUACAUGCAAACAAAGCACACAUGCAAUUUGCCUCUGUCAGUCUGAAAUAUAACUUUUACACGGUGACUAACUUUGUCUUAUUUUUCAGGAUAUAAGAAUCCAUCCGCUGCUCAGUCUAAACUGCCUGGUAACAGACUGGACCCCAGCACUGCUCAAGAAAAGAGUAAACCAGCAGCCACACUCUCCAGACCAGACCAGGGUGAUGGACUCACCUCUUUGUUGCCAGAUCCCCCAGUUCCAGUGAAGGCUCCGGUGCCAGUUCCGCCCGAGUUGCUUGCCCUGGGCCUGUGUACAGAGUCAGCAAACACUGCUAUCUCAAAAGCCUCUCCCCGACUGGCUCCUGUGCUGUCUGCAGCCACCAUGCCACCGCACUCUGCUCCAUCUCCUGCCACGUCUGCUGCUGUCGCUCUACCCUGUCCUGUUCCAGCCGCAGCUGGUGCUCUACCUACCCCAGCUCCGUCUACCAUCCCACCACCACUCCAUAGGAAGGACCAAGACGUCAGCCAGUGGAACUGCUCCCAAAACCAGAAGAUGUGGAUGAAAACGGAGAUGGAAUCUUUGGGACUUUGGCCAGGAUCUCGACCUGUACGACAUCUGAUGGGUAUGAUCUCCUUGUGGCGUCAUCCACCCCAACCAGAACUCAUAGAUCCAGUCUAUGAUAUGCCAUCUCCCAAGUACUUCCAGCUACAUCCAUUUUUCAUUUGGAAACCGGAGCAUGCAAUUAUGGAGAGAGUGAGGAACAAUUACAUUUUACCCUGCCUCUACGGCUGCUCCACUCCCCAUGUGGUUUCGGCAGGAGUUGGGCGACCCCGGGUCAUCAUUGGGACCAGCGGCCAGUACUACAUCUUGGCCUCUCGGCUGAACUGCAAAACAUGCAAGAGGUACUGGUUCGCUGACAAACCCCAGUGGAUGGAAAUGCUGCCACAACUCUUCUGCAACAUCCUGCCAGCAUUUCUCACCCACAAAAAAGCCAUCUGCAAAACGGUAAUGGAUGAGCUAUGUCGCACAGGGAGGUCGGCCACAGACAUGGCAAAUCAGCUAAAUGAGGCUCUGCACCUACGGUACGAGAGGGCACACCUUGCCUAUCUGUUGACUGUACAGAAUGUGCAGGAUGGUGACUCCGGCCUGUAUGGGCAGAAGACCAUCACAGGCACCAUGCGGAAGGACAACACCCCUGAUCCCUUUGGUACCUACGACUCGACCAAUGGCUGGUGUGGGGUAGCCAUCAGUCCCCGCUACCUAGUAGACUGCCUCGUACAUGAGUACCACCGUAAGGAGAAGACCCUCACUCUUGUCCUGCAAGGCACUUUUGGGCAGGUCAUUCGAGCUGACCACACUCGGAAGGUGGCCCGGAAGGUGGUGCUCUCAUCCGGAACCAUGUCCUCGUACUCCGUGAUGAAUGAGAACUGGAUGAUCCUGUCCUGGGUGAUGCUUCAGUCAGAGAGUGACCGGUCGCUGGAACCCAUGUACGAGGGGCUGUCUCAUCGCUACGACUCAGCUGGACUGCCGAAGGCAAAGUACCAGUGGGUGGACAGAGACUGCUGUGCUGAUUUCCGGAUCCCAAACCUUGACCCCCAGGAGCACCUCCACUGGGAUUCAUGGAAAACCACGGAAGCUGUGGUGACGGGGGCAACAUCUGGGAACCUGACCAACUCAUGUGCCUCCCGGGGAAAGUACAGCAGCGACAUCACUGUCAAACUGGACCUUUUCCAUUGCAUGCGGCGGUUCUCAAGGGAGUGCGUGUCAGAGCACCAUACACUCCACAGCACUUUCUGCCGGUUCCUCAGUGCCGCAUUCUGUGUGGUGGACCAGACCGACCUGCAGAGGCUGACGGAGGCAUACGCCUUCUGUGGGAUCAGGCCUGCCAAUCCCACAAAGCAGCAUAUCCGGGAACACUGCCGGACCAAGGUACCACAACCUACAGAGCUGCUGGAGAGAGUGGAGAGCGUCCUCAAACAGUUCUUCCUAGAGACAGAUCCCAAUGGUGUCUACCUCUUCAAGCCGUCCAUGCUGAAGCUGUGGAGACUCCAGAGGGUGCACAUCCUGAGAGGCUGCCUGAGUGAUCCAGAGGAGGAGGACGGGAUCCUUUACAGACACGGAGGAACAGUGCAGCUCAACCACGUCAAGGGUGAAGGAGCAGCUGUCCCAGUGUGGAUCCCUGUGAGAGGAACCUCCCAACAGGAGGGUUUCCAUGCGCAUCAGGCACGGUGGAUCACAGGCAACUGUGUUUCCUCCGAGCUCUUCCAGGCUCAAGGCAUGAUGGGCAUGGCACGGUGGAACUUUCAGAGAUUGGUGGAUCUGAAGUUACCGGACGUGAAGCUACCUGCAGUCUUUGACCCAGUGCUCAUCAUGCAGCUGAACGUGGCAUCGGAGAGGGUGACCGGCCAUGCCAAAUACCCUACACUGCAGUUGAGCCACAGAGACACAGGGGAGAGAUUUGGCCUGCAGUAUGUGGAGCCAGGCUGUCGCCCUGUGCCUCUGGACUGGUUCAAGAACAGGUCCCAGGGGGCUGAUGAAGAGGGAGCUGAGGAAGAGGAGGCUGACCGGGUGGUCGCCUACCAGCCCUUCAUCACGCCAGAAGACAAUGAUGACAUCUUUGGUGAGGCUUCUGGAGUCUUGCCCCAGACCACAGUCCAGCCAGUCCAAUCAACCUCCACUCAAGGUCUGCCAACGACACCUGCACUGCCCAUCACAGCAAACCCGCGUGCUGCUCGCACAAUGUCCAUCAAGGCAGGCGGGCUUCUGUACGUCUUGGACCAUUCCCGGUGGACAGAGGCCAUGAAGGAGGUCAUCGACGGCCUCAUAGGAAUCCACCAAGGGUCGAAGGAUUUCCUGCAGAGGGUGGACAGUGACUACGCUGGCUUGGUGCAGGCUGCUUCCCGUGAUCCCAAUAGCCUGUUGCAUCCAACAACAAAGCAACACAUUUCACAGUAUGUGAAGCAUUGGGCAAAGCGGACCAACGCCAGCACGUCCCUGAACACCAGCCCAGAGAAACUCCUGGAGACGCAGCAGCUGUGGCAGCACCUGACGGCAGAGAGUGAGACCAAGAGCGUGCCGGUGGUGACCAUACCACCCGCUGCGGUCCAUCCACCUGGGAGAGAUCCCCAGGAGGCCCCUCUGACCAAGGCUGCUAUCGAGGACAUGGUGCGGGACAUAGUCCAGAAGCAGACGGCACUGCAACAACAACAGCAGCAGCAGCUGGGCAAAAAGAAGACGAGGAACUGUCUUGCCUGUGGCCAGCCGAAGUCGCGAUACCAGGGAGACGGUUCCUCCAUCCACCUCUUCUACCAGUCUGGGGAGGUCAAGUACUUUUACUGCUCACAAAGAGUCCACAAGCUCUAUGCAGCAGAAGGCCUGAAUGACCCCAGAAUGCCGUUUGAGGACUUUGCGGACACCCCUUUCUUUGGGAAAGAGCUUGAGGCAGCCAAGCUCAGGUCAGCAGAGGCACGGAGGAUGGCUGAUCUGCGGGGGAAACGGAGAGCGGCAGAACAGCAGCCCAGCAGUCGGCUCUGCAAGUUCUGCCGCAAGCCCAUCAAGCAGGGGCCAGAAAGCCCCCAUGUGUACCAUUCGUUCCGGGGUGUGGCGGGCAGGUACAUUUACUGUCCUACCAGGGUGCUGUCCCUGUACAAGGCAGAUGGAAUGAAUGCUGAAAUGACCUGGGGGGAGUUUCAACAAUCAGCCUUCUACAAGGCAGAGAAGAAGAGGUGGGCUGAGGAGAAGGGGAAGUAGGCAAACUGUAUAUAAAAAUUAUUGUAAAUAGUUCAAAUAAAUAAUAUGACUGUUUUGCACUUAAUGUAGUUUUUUUGUACAAGCCUUGAUCACA
Hypomesus transpacificus is the source of this 3986-nucleotide messenger RNA. RefSeq lists its product as uncharacterized. The coding region runs from base 524 to 3892 and encodes 1122 amino acids. NCBI's taxonomy places the organism in Eukaryota, Metazoa, Chordata, Actinopteri, Osmeriformes, Osmeridae. The transcript is spliced from 8 exons. The record is from RefSeq and is a predicted model, not a curated record.